AUGUCGGAAGCUAAAAAAGAGCAACCAGAUAUUCGUUUGUCUUCCGAUCCAAUUAUACGAAAAUCAUUGUGUUCGAACGAGAAAUCAAUCAAUUGUAUUGAAGAUUUAUCGAAUGAAAUCUUCUAUGAAAUAUUUGAUUAUCUCGAUGGUUAUGAUGUUUAUAACGCAUUUUCAAAUCUUAAUAAUUCUUUUGAAAAUCUUCUUAUUAAGUCUUCACUUCUUAUGAAAAUUCAAAUUUCUUCCACAUCUGAAUUUGAUUAUCAUUAUAAAGAAUUAAUUAAUUUAAACAAACAUCAUAUUCUUUCAUUUCAUUUUAAUAAUGAAUUAAUUCUGGGCACAAUCAUGCAAUCAAGUCUUUCUCAUUUAACUGUUUGUUUGAACCAUUGUUCUACGAAUGUUGGUAAAAUUUAUUCAAUGGUUUUUAAAUUACCUUUAUUAAAGUAUUUCAAAUCGGUAAUAUCAGAUUAUCCAGCAUCCGAUCUUACCUUACCAAUUGCAACAAAAGGGCGAUAUUCUUCAAUUGAAUAUUUAUGUAUGUAUCAUUUUUUCACUCUUGAUCAUCUUCCUCAUUUACUUUCUUAUCUACCUCCACUUAUUUAUUUAAAUUGUUUUGACAUAUUUCAAUCAAAUGUUGUUGUACAAUUUGAUAUAUUAACUCCAUUGAUGAAUUUGAAACAUCUAUCAAUUAGUGUACAUAAUCUUACAUUUGAUCGAUUUGAAAAAUUUCUUAUAAAAAUCUCGUCUCAAUUAAGAUUGUUAAGUGUUAAAGUUCAAGGUAUCAAUAAGAAUUAUUUAGAAGCUGAUCGAUAG
Molecule: messenger RNA, 810 nt
Organism: Rotaria sordida
Lineage: Eukaryota; Metazoa; Rotifera; Eurotatoria; Philodinida; Philodinidae
Source: the annotation of a GenBank genome assembly